Brienomyrus brachyistius is the source of this 2534-nucleotide messenger RNA. RefSeq names its product PEAK family member 3 (gene peak3). Lineage: Eukaryota; Metazoa; Chordata; Actinopteri; Osteoglossiformes; Mormyridae. The record is from RefSeq and is a predicted model, not a curated record. Gene Ontology annotation, biological process: protein phosphorylation. The coding region runs from base 177 to 2024 and encodes 615 amino acids. The transcript has 4 exons. Gene Ontology annotation, molecular function: protein kinase activity.
UCCGGCACCAGCUUCAGACUGCACAGAUCACGGUGCGAUAUGACUGGCACUUGUCAGGCAGACAUAGGAGGCGGAGCGACUGCAAACCGCACUAAGAGACUAAAAGUCAGUGUAGACCCCGCGUAGCACGCAGGGACGCUGAGACAGUUGAUCAGUGAAGACUAGAGAGCCGACUGAUGGACGAGCCCAAACAAGCAGACCUGGAGGACGCCGGGCUGGACGAUCCCCUCCGGCCCCCAGAGUUACCCGUGAAACGACGCAGGAGCCUAUAUUCUCAAAGCUCCAUUUCUGACCUGGAUUCAGAAUGGGACCCCAACAGUAUUUUCACGCUCCAGAAUGAGACACCCACCCUUCUGCAAGAUUCUUCUGCACCGACCGACUGCCAGGCGGCCCAGUGCCCCAUACACCAUCGCCAUGGCAGAUUCCUGUCGGAAAAGUCGCCACCCCCGCUACCAAAAAAGCGACUCAUCAGAACCUACUCCCUACCAGGAGGGAGUCUGUCGCCCCGCUGCUCUUACCGGUUAAAAGGCCAAAAUUAUGACAACCCCAUUUACAUGAUCAGACCUAUGAAAAAUCUGCAGAUAGACACAGAGCCGGAUGACAAUCUACCAGCCGAGGGCCCGGCCCAGUUAAACCUGAACACGCUAGACUUCAAUACCCCAGACAAUCAGCUGUCCAACCUUUUCAAGAACUUCAAGAACCAGGAAGAGAUCUUUCUCCAUAUCCAGCAAUGUCACCUGCUGUUUCUGAAGAGUGUGGUCCAGCAACUGGAGACAUUGUACCUUAAAGGGGAGUCCAACCAAGGGGUGGAGUCCCUGCAGCCCGGAGACUUCAUGCUGAGUGGGGGGCACGCUCCCAGGAGUAUUGGUGGCACCAUCUUCUACCCCGUUGUUUGCCCCAAACUGCCAGCACGUGUGUUUGCAGCCAAGGUUUUCAAGUCCAGCACGGAGACUUCCAGACUGUCUCGUCCAGCAACGCUGCCGCCCCAUGUCAACAUCGAGAAGGUCUUUGUGUAUUUUGAACAAUGCCUGACAUCGGCUAGAGAGCAGAAGCUGAAAUGUAUCAGACAAGAAGGCCAGGGGAAUGAACAGGAAGACAUUACCACCAAAGGUGUCCGCUUAUCUGAUGAGCCGUCCUCAGUGUUUUUGUCUGAGAGCAGCACAGAACUAGAUAGGAAUCUACCGGAGUGUCCUAAUGGUGAAACUCGCACGGUUCUUUCGCUCUUGUCAGAGGGCUGCGACAUAGCUGUCGUCAAAGAGGUGCCUUGGGGGACCUUGGAGGAGUUUGUGCAGGAUGGAGCGUCGCUCUACCGCGCUCGACCUGAAGCAUACGAGAGGCGGCUGGGCCUGCUCCUGCUUCAGGUGACCCAGGGCUUGCAGCAUCUGCGCAGCCAUAGUGCCAUGUGCACACGGCUGCACCCGCGGAGCAUCCUGCUUGUGUGGCCAGAGGCCGAGGGCGGAAGGAUGGGUGACGGGGGGCGUGAAGAAGGCAGGGAUCUGAGGGAAUCCAUAGAAAUUGCGUGGGGGAAAUGGGGAGCCCCGCGAAUCGUACUCGCCGAUUCCCGUUUGCUGCCCGAGGCCGACGACGCCCAGGACCCAGAGGAGCUACAGCUUGCCAGUCUUCUGAAGCACUGCUUGCCCAUUCCAGAAAACCCCUCUGCCGAAGACGCAAGGGGAGCCCCUCGGGAAACACCCGGGUCUCCCUAUACCCCCGGCUUGCUCCAGCUGGCCACCUCGCUCCAGGAAGGCAAGCUGCAAAUAUCUGACGCCAUCGGAGUCUUACAGGUCCUGCUCUGGGGCCCUAGGCUCCUCCAGCAGAACCCGGCAGAGCAGCUGCUGAUUGAGAACUGGCUGUCAGUGAAGCGCUCACUACUGGUGCUGAAGCUGGCCGAGAGGGGCGUCUCCGUGGACCAGCGCACGCUGCAAUGGGAGGACUACUUAUGUCUACAGUACCACAGCCUCACUUCCCCAGACACUAUACUAAAAAGCACGGAGGUCCUGGGACACGGAAGCUUCGCACACUAAUGCUAAAUUACUCUGCAGGAGGAACUUAAAGCGCAUAAGUCUUUGCUGCUCAGGCAUAUGUCAGGAGCUGGGCACCUGCUGCAAAAUGAAACCCUGACUUGCAGAUAUUCUAGGCUAUGCUGAGAACCCACAGAAACACAGCAAACAAUGUAGCACACGUCAGCAUGUAUAACAAUAGCUAUAAUAGCAAUGUCACACCCAAUAUAAUGAUCCUAUAAAGAUUUGAUCAGCUCUUUAUUUAGAGCUUCUUACUAAUUUUCUUGUCAGAAGACAUACAGUAGUCCUGAAAUGGAUUUAGUCACUGGCUGGACCACGCCUGGUACAGCAUGUCAAGCUGUAAUGAAAUGGUGAAAAAGUUGUAUAUCAUCUGCUAAGAAACUCAAAAGAUUAAAACUAAAGUGCAUGUUAUUCAAUAAAAUUAAGAUUAGCAUCCCUCAGAAGCAUUAUUUAUAUGUAAACAUUUUGCUGCACUUUGUAUUAAAAAUCAUAUUAAAAUACGGAUGCAAAGUA